Molecule: messenger RNA, 618 nt
Organism: Acanthosepion pharaonis
Lineage: Eukaryota; Metazoa; Mollusca; Cephalopoda; Sepiida; Sepiidae
Source: the annotation of a GenBank genome assembly
AUGUAUUUCUUUCUUUCUUUCUUUCUUUCUUUCUUUCUUUCUUUUUCUUAUAAUAAUAUUACUGAUCAAAAAUCUUUGGUAAUUUUUGCUAGUGUUCAUAUUCUUCUGAAAAACUUGAAUUUCUUUCUUUCUGUCUUUCUUUCUUUCUUUCUUUCUUUCUUUCUUUCUUUUCAUUAUAAUAAUCAUUCUGUCCAAAAUCUUCUACAUACACUUGAAUAUCUUUCUUUCUUUCUUUCUUUCUUUCUUUCUUUCUUUCUUUCUUUUCAUUAUAAUAAUCAUUCUCUUCAUAAGUAUUUGGUAAUUCAUGCUAACCUUCAUAUGUUAUAUUGUUACGUAUCACUUGAAUAUCUUUCUUUCUUUCUUUCUUUUUUUCUAUCUUUCUUUCUUUUUCAUUAUAACAAUCAUUCUUCUUCUGUAUCAUAUGAAUUUCUUUCUUUCUUUCUUUCUUUCUUUUUUCUUUCUUUCUUUCUUUCUUUCUUUUUUCUUUUUUAUAAUAAUCAUUCUGUCCAAAAGUCUUUGGUAAUUCAUGCUAAUGUUCAUAUGUUAUUGUCUUCUGUAUCACUUGAAUUUCUUUCUUUCUUUCUUUCUUUUGUUCUCCCUUCCUUCUUCCUUCCUUAG